AUGAAUUGCUUAGCAUGGAACUGUCGAGGGCUUGGGAACCCUCGAACAGUCAGAGAACUUCACUUCUUGGUGAAGGAGAAGGUCCCGAGGAUGAUAUUCCUAUCUGAAACAAAGUGUAAAAGAAACAAGGCCGAAAAAGUGAGAAAUAGAUUGGGUUAUGAAUGCAGCUUUGUGGUGGAUAGUAUUGGGAGAAGUGGAGGCUUAGUCAUGAUGUGGAAACAGGAGCUAAGUGCAGAAUUGCACACUUACUCUAAUAAUCACAUAUCAGUGUUAGUGACAGUAGAAGGGGCUGCCACUCCAUGGCAUGUAACUGGUUUCUAUGGAAACCCAGUGGUAGAAAAAAGAAGAGAAAGUUGGGAAUUAUUAAAGCUACUCAAACCUGUGAGCAAUGGCCCUUGGCUUUGCAUGGGGGAUUUCAAUGAGAUCCUCUGCAAUGAAGAAAAGGAAGGAGCAACCCCUAAACCUUUCUCUCAAAUGGAAAGGUUUAGGGAAGCUCUAUAUGAGUGUGGAUUAAUAGACCUGGGUUUCAUUGGUACAAAGUUCACAUGGAGCAACAAGAGGGAAGGCGAAGGCUUCACAAAAGAGAGGCUAAAUAGAGGUUUUUGCAACAACUCAUGGACCCAACUCUUUGAGAAAUGCUACAACCAGGUUCUUCCCACGUUAUCAUCAUACCACUCACCUUUGUUCAUCUCUUGUUUUAAUCAUGAGGAACAGAUGCUUUUAAAAAGGAAGGUAUUUGGAUAUGAAGCCUCAUGGGGGAAAAAACCAGAUUGCAAAAGGUUGGUCCAAAUGGCAUGGAAUCAAGGCAGGGAGGAUGCUGGGAGUAUAGACAGAAUCAAGGCCAAAUUGACACAAUGCUAG
Carya illinoinensis is the source of this 861-nucleotide messenger RNA. RefSeq lists its product as uncharacterized. The transcript has a single exon. The coding region runs from base 1 to 861 and encodes 286 amino acids. NCBI's taxonomy places the organism in Eukaryota, Viridiplantae, Streptophyta, Magnoliopsida, Fagales, Juglandaceae. The record is from RefSeq and is a predicted model, not a curated record. Gene Ontology annotation, molecular function: catalytic activity.